GUCACCCAAAUCCUCUCUCUCUCUCUCUCUCUCUCUCUACAUGCCUUUCUGGGUUUUCUUGUUUCUUAUUUCCAUCCUUUGCUUGCCUUUUACAACAACUAUACCAUUUUGAUCUUUCUCUCUCUCUCCCUACUUUAUUCCAUGCACCUUUCUUUGAUUAUGUUUCUUUCUUCAACAAGAGAUUUGAGUAUUUUUACAUUCUUGUGCUUUUUCUUCACCAAUUCCUUUAAUUUGGUCACUUAAUAAAGCACAAAAACCCAAUCAAUUGUUCUUCUUUUAAACCCUUUUAGCUUUUCUUUCAAAAAAUUAAACCCAAAUCUCCUCCUAAUUAAAUUGCCAACUUGAUUAUAAUUUGCACUUUUUUUGCUCUUCUUUUUGUUUAUACCAAGUUACAUUAUAAGAAAAUGCCAUUGGAAGGAGGGGUUUUCAUCCAACAUUCUUCAAACCCAAUUCCUGAUCUCUCUCUUCACAUUAGUCCUCCUAAUGCUACUUCCACUUCUUCUUCAAUCAAUGGAAUUAUAGAUACAAAUUUCAAUCUUUCAAGCACUUUGAUCAAGACCACUAGUGAUUCACAACAGCCUUACAAUACUGAGCUCUCUCUAUCACACCCAUCUAAAGUGAUUGAUGGUAGUGAAAUAAGCCUAAACCAUGGGGUUUCACUACUUGAUGUAUCUUCAUCAUCAUUGGACGGUGGUUUGAGGCCGAUUAAAGGGAUUCCGGUGUAUCACAGCCGUCCGUUCCUCUUCUCUUCUUCUCCUUUAAACCACAACCACAAAGAUCCGACGAUGAACCAAAUCCCUCCUUCCUCUCUAGGUCAUAAUCAUCAGUCUUCUUACGGCCGGUUACCGCAAACAGCACCAUCAAGGCUGAAUGGGUUUUAUGGAUCUUGCGAUGAUGGUAUGAUUAGAUCAAGAUUUCUUCCAAAAUUUCCCACAAAGAGGAGUAUGAGGGCGCCGAGGAUGCGAUGGAAUAGCACUCUUCAUGCUAGAUUUGUUUACGCUGUUGAGCUACUUGGAGGCCAUGAAAGGGCAACUCCAAAGGGAGUUAUGGAGCUGAUGGAUGUCAAAGAUCUGACAUUGUCUCAUGUCAAGAGUCAUUUACAGAUGUAUCGAACUGUUAAAACCACCGACAGACCUGCUGCUUCCUCAGAUGGAUCAGGAGAGGAAGAUAUAACCUCAAUAGGCAAUAAUAUUGAUGCAAGUGAAAGAAUAUUCAGAAAUCAAAGAGGACCAUCAUUAGAUGUAUCAUUGCAACAACAAACGGACUACUCUUCUACUACUAGUAAUAGUACUACUUCACUCUGGAGUAACCCUUCAAGUAGAGAGGCCUGGCAACAAACAAAUUCCAAUGACAUGGAUGGACAAAGAAAAGGAUCAUUCAGACAACAACAAAGAUUUGGAAGACAUACUGAGGACUGUGAUUCAAUUCAGAUGAAAGGAUAUUUAGAGUCUAAUUUGUAUUGCAAGAACCCAAGUUUGGAGUUCACAUUAGGCAGACCAUAGGAUAUUGGGAAGGAGCUAUAUAAGUUCUACUCCUCAUUUUCCUCUCUGCAUGGUUGUCAGGUAUAUAUGUUCGCUUGUAAAAUUUUGAAGAAAUUAUAAAUGUGUAUUAUUCAGCAUAAUUAAUCCAACAAUAUAUCAAAUUCAUCGCGAUCAGACAUGAAAAUUCUAGACUGUUCGGAUAUGAACUCAAAACAU
Molecule: messenger RNA, 1697 nt
Organism: Tripterygium wilfordii
Lineage: Eukaryota; Viridiplantae; Streptophyta; Magnoliopsida; Celastrales; Celastraceae
Product: transcription repressor KAN1-like
Exons: 6
Coding region: 405-1502 (365 amino acids)
Biological process (GO): abaxial cell fate specification; regulation of DNA-templated transcription
Cellular component (GO): nucleus
Molecular function (GO): transcription cis-regulatory region binding
Source: RefSeq, a predicted model, not a curated record